Komagataella phaffii GS115 is the source of this 3966-nucleotide messenger RNA. RefSeq names its product Putative ABC transporter. Gene Ontology annotation, cellular component: membrane. The coding region runs from base 1 to 3966 and encodes 1321 amino acids. The transcript has a single exon. NCBI's taxonomy places the organism in Eukaryota, Fungi, Ascomycota, Pichiomycetes, Pichiales, Pichiaceae. The record is from RefSeq and is a predicted model, not a curated record. Gene Ontology annotation, molecular function: ABC-type transporter activity; ATP binding; ATP hydrolysis activity.
AUGUCUUCGGAAAAGGAGAGUCCCUCUGAGUCAAAGUCCUCUCAAGUUCUGAAUAUCCCAAAGAAUGAGAGAGUCCGUUUGACAGUGAGAAAUCUUCAAGUAACACUCAAAGCCCAAAAAAAGAAACAAUCUCUUCUAAAGAGGCUGAGAAAGUCUGAAAAAGACAACACCAUUGAUGAGGAAGCGCUUCCUCAAAAGAAGAUCAUUUCCAAUGUGAACCUUGACCUGAAGGAAGGUGAACUGAUAGCGAUCCUAGGUGCCUCGGGAAGUGGGAAGACAACUUUGCUAAAUACCUUAUCACAAAAAGUCACAAAGAAUAAAAGUUUUCUGUUCAGUGGUAUGAUCAAAUACAAUGAGAAUACUGACAUUGAAAGAAUCAGACAUGCUUACAUGUCCCAAACCGAUUUCUUUCUACCAAAUUUGACCGUUUACGAAACCUUGGAUUACGCUGCCAAGCUGAAAUUACCCCGUAACUAUACUAAUGCAGAAAGAACAGAGCUAGUAGAAAGUAUCUUGGUUGAACUAGGGCUGGACAGAAUUCGUGAGUCGAUCAUCUGUAAUUCGUUUGGAUCAAUUUAUAUUUCUGGAGGUGAACAGAGGCUAGUAAGCAUGGCCCUGCAGUUGUUGAACAAACCUGGAUUAUUGUUUUUGGAUGAGCCUACUACGGGACUGGAUGCCACCAGCUCUUUCAGAAUUAUCACAGCCCUUCAUAAAUUGUCCAGAAACUUUGGUAUGACCAUUGUACUCACUAUUCAUCAACCACGUUAUGAGAUCCUUGAACAGAUUGACAGGAUCUGCAUUCUGACGAGAGGUUGCAGAGUCAUCUAUAAUGGCUCCCCAUUAAACUCUAUUGAAUACUUCAAGAAUAUUGGACACGAUAUUCCAAGAAAUGUCAACCUUACUGACUAUCUUCUGGACAUUUCUUGUAAGGACUCAUCUUCCCCCGAGAACGAGUCUCAAAGUUUGGCCAGAAUUGAAUAUCUGGCUUCCAAAUGGGAGAAACAUGAACCGUCAACUUUGGAUGAAGGUGUAGAAGUUAUGGACUCUUUUACACAUUCUUCCAACUCGGAAAAAGCACUCACAGAAAUCGAAAAGAGAAUCACUCUUAUCAAACAGAUUAGAAUUUUGACUAAAAGGACGUUCAUACUUUCACUUAGAGAUAGAGGUUCCAUGCUCACGUUUAAUUUUUCUAUUUUAAUAAUGGGAGUUGCUUGCGGUUGGUUGUUCUUCAAGCCUCCCGCAGACUUGGGAGGAAUAAGAUCCAUUGUUUCUCAAGUUUAUGUUGUACUGGAACUUAUUGGUUUCGUGCCAAUGAUUUUAGAAAUAACGAGGCUUUGGGAUUUCGAUGGUCAAGCUUUUCUCAGGGAAAAUAGUGAAGGUUAUGUGUCUGUGACCGGAUGGAUAAUAAGUCGAAGAUUAGCAAAGUUCCCCAUUGAGGAUUUCCCUACUUCCAUUUUCUUUGCUCUAAUAACAUAUUUUAUGUUUGGGCUUCGAACAGACAAUGGAGCUUCGAACUUCCUGAUCUACUUUGUCGUUACCUUAUUUGUCAAUCUAUGUGCUGUUGCGUUGGCUACUCUAUGUUUUGCUGUUGGAUCUGACUUUGCUUCUUCAAGUUUGAUGUGUAAUGUGAUCUACCAAUUGCAAAAUUCCUCGUGUGGUUACUUCAUCAACGCCAAAACUAUGCCGGUGUAUGUCAGAUGGCUGAAAUAUUGUGCACAUUUCUGGUACGCAUUUGGAUGUUUAAUGUCGAACCAGUUUACUGAUUGGAUGGGAGAUUGUCCAACCGAAGGGGAUGCCUGUGUGGAGUACUCGGGAAUAUACCAACUGGAAAUCUUUGGAUUUGGAGAAAAUUGGAUUACUCUACCAAUUUGUGUCUUAUUAGCGUUCUUUUUAGGAACUUUGGUUCUCUCUGGAUUUAUUCUAAGAUACAAGAACACUGAAGUUUCGAUGUCCAAAGAGAUCACUUCCAACAUGUUUUCCAAAAGGAGCAAGGAUAGGAAGAAACAUGAGGAGAAGGAUGUUCCAGCUGAUGAUAAUUUUCAUGCCAUUUCAACUGCAAGACGAGAGAUUUCCUUGAAUCUUUACGUUAGCAAUGUCUCCUUAUACGUCUAUCCUUCCAGAUUGAACCUAGGUGUGUUUACAAUUCUCUGGAAGUACAUUAAUAACCGGUAUUUGAAGUUUGGUGUUGAAAAAGUGGAAAACACUCCCAAGAGCGCAAAAUCCAAGCGAUUAUUGACCAAUGUCAAUGCUAAAUUUAUUCCUGGAAGGUUGAACGCUAUCAUGGGUCCGUCUGGAUCAGGAAAAUCCACUCUGCUUAACUAUAUUGCAGGACGACUAUCUAAGGAGAGCAACUUUUACACCACAGGUGAGGUCAUUGUUAAUGAUAUUGCCAUGAGAAGCAUGGAUAAACCUUUAAAAAAAUUGUGCUCCUAUGUUCUGCAAAAUGAUUCCGCAUUGAUUCCUACGUUGACAGUGAGAGAAACCGUUCACUUUCAAGCUCAAUUGAGAUUGCCAAAGGAGAAACAAAUCGAUGGAGGCAUAGAUAGAAUCAUCGAUGACCUUUUGUUGAAAUUUGGGUUGUUGGACUGCCAAAAUAUUCCUAUUGGUGAUGAUUACACUAAGGGCAUUAGUGGAGGUGAGAGAAAAAGAGUUUCCAUUGUAGUGCAGUUACUGGAUGAUAGUAAAAUUUUACUUCUGGAUGAGCCGACAUCCGGACUUGAUUCCUUUACAAGCUCUUCCAUUUUGUCAACUCUAGAAGAAUAUGCUAUAGAGCAGAAUAAGCUUAUAAUCAUGACUAUUCAUCAACCAAAGAAGGAGAUUUUUGAAAAGUUUGGAAAUGUCGUGUUAUUGGCUAGAGGAGGUUACGUCGUUUACAACGACAGCGCCGUAAAGAUCGCCGAUUACUUUUCUAGCCUGGGUUACGAUGUCCCUCCAAUGACUAACGUUGCUGACUUUGUGCUUGAUAUGGUUUCUAACAAUAUCGACGAGAGACCUGAAGAAAGUGAUGCUAGACUGAGACGUUUAGUGGAAACCUGGCAAGAGAACCAUGAGUCUGAUUUCCAAAGGGUUCAGACUAACACCACUAUCAAAAUCAGCAAUGAAGAUCAGUUCGACGCCCAAUUUUCUCAUUUAUACCAAAACCGGGCUGCAGAUAACGUUUCGUUGCCUGUACUGAUCAAGCGAUUAACAUUGACCACUUUCAGAGAUCAAGGAGUCGUAGCUGCUCGAUUAUACCAGGUGAUGGCGUUAUGUGUCAUCCAUGCUCUAUUCUAUGCUCCUCUGAAAAAUGGUGCUGAUGGUAUUUCCAACCGAUUGGGUUUGAUCUUUCAAGUUCUGAACCUUUAUUAUGCCGGCUUCAUUAAUAACAUCAGCUUGUUUCCACAGGUCAAGCAGCUGCUGUACAACGAAUGGGAGGAUCAGAUCUACUCUUUGGAAUCUUUCUUUGCUUCAUACUUUUUGCUGGAAAUUCCAUUCGAACUAUUUUGUUCAUUUCUCUACGCAGUGUUCCUGGUGAUGGUUAUUGGGCUUCCAAGGACCGCUGGAAUGCUCUUUACCACCUUCUACGCCUCGUUUGUUGCUAUGAACUGCGGUGAGUCUUUUGGUAUUCUAUUCAAUACACUGUUCAACAAAUUGGACGUGGCCAUCAACGUGCUUUCCAACUGUUUGAUUAUAGGAAUCUUCAUGGCAGGAGUGAUGUCGAUCCAUAUGCCAGAAUUCUUUAAGGCUUGGAACUGGAUCAACCCUUUAAAGUACAUAGUGGGAGUGGUUGCCAAACUAGGGUUUGCAGGUCAGACUUUCAAAUGUGAGAUUGGAGAUGAAUGUGCCUUAUCUACUGGGGACGAUGUAUUGAGAUACUACCGGUUGGACCAUAAUUUUUCUGCUUUCAUGGGAGCACUAGCUGUUUGCUUCGUGGUGUAUCGGUUCGUCAGUUACGUCUUCCUUGCCAUUCGGCUAAAAAUGAGUUAG